Trichophyton rubrum CBS 118892 is the source of this 1602-nucleotide messenger RNA. RefSeq lists its product as uncharacterized. The record is from RefSeq and is a predicted model, not a curated record. Gene Ontology annotation, molecular function: oxidoreductase activity, acting on the CH-OH group of donors, NAD or NADP as acceptor; NAD+ binding. The transcript has 2 exons. The coding region runs from base 519 to 1181 and encodes 220 amino acids. Lineage: Eukaryota; Fungi; Ascomycota; Eurotiomycetes; Onygenales; Arthrodermataceae. Gene Ontology annotation, biological process: fatty acid metabolic process.
CGAGGCUCAAAGCCACGUGAAGCUUCGCCAAAGGGGCUUCGGACCUGAACAACCGAAAGAAAACAACCAAUUUCUCGUCAUUACUCUGGCUUAGAUUUGCUCCUAUUUUGUCCUUUUUAAUACAUUGCAGUAUCCAUAAUGUUCCGAAGUGCGGUUGCAGGGCGUCUAUUGGCGGCCACACGGUCAAUUGGCGGGGCUCGUGCCUUUAGCUCAACUCCUGCCGCACAGGUGGCCGCCGAAGUCAACAGUAUAGGAGUCAUCGGUGCCGGGCAGAUGGUAAGGACAGUUGAUUAAUAGCAGCUUUACCUUUACAAUUAGUACGUUUCAUCGCUAAUACCUACUCUGCAUAGGGAUUGGGAAUUGCCUUGGUUGCCGCGCAGAAGGCAAACAUCCCGGUCACUCUGGUUGACAACUCCCAAGCUUCCCUAGACAAAGGACUCAAAUUCGCCGAGAAACUGCUUGCCAAGGAUGUUGCAAAAGAGCGCAUUACACAAGAAAAUGCCGAUAAAGUCCGCUCGAUGCUCACCCCUACCACAAAGCUCGAAGAUCUCUCAAGCUCCGACUUCAUUAUUGAGGCUGUGCCCGAAAUCCCAGAUCUUAAGACCUCUAUUUUCUCCAAGCUCGUUAAUAUUGCCCCAGCCCACGCCAUCCUUGCCACCAACACUUCCUCCAUCUCGAUCACUCGAAUUGCCGCAGCAACCACCGAGGAUCCCAAGGAUCUUUCUGGCCCAUCCCGAGUUAUUUCCACUCACUUCAUGAACCCAGUUCCCGUUCAAAAAGGUGUCGAGAUCAUCACUGGACUGCAGACUUCUCAAGAUACCAUUGACACAUCUCUUGAGCUGAUGAAGCGUAUGGGUAAAAUUGCCGCCCGAUCCACAGACUCCCCUGGCUUUUUGGCCAAUCGUAUCCUCAUGCCUUAUAUCAAUGAGGCAAUCAGCUGCUUAGAAAAUGGAAUUGGUACUAGAGAAGAUAUUGACAGCAUCAUGAAAUAUGGAACUAACGUCCCCAUGGGUCCAUUGACUCUUGCCGAUUUCAUUGGUAUUGACACCUGCUUGGCCAUCAUGAACGUUCUACAUCAGGAGACUGGGGACAGCAAGUACAGACCUGCUGGUCUGUUAAAGAGAAUGGUUGAUGCCGGCUGGGUGGGAAAGAAGGCUGGAAAGGGUUUUUACGAUUAUUGAUUAGGGAUUAAAUGCCGUCACAUCAGUCAAGUGGUGGUGCGAAGCAGCUGUUGGAGUUUGUAAUUUAUAAUGACAAUAAAUACUCCAUGCUAUAUACAAGUCAGAUUAGGGAGAAAAUAGAACCUUAGUGAAAGUAUUCAAUAUAUAUUUGCCAUUUUUGAUACAGUAGGUCUAAAAUCGGAUUUCGCUAAGAAUGAUUCUUUGAGGGCUUAACAGUAUGACGUACCGUGGACAAGCGAAUAUUGGCGAAGACAAUUCUUCAGAGUAGAAGGCAACUGUAGACUGGAGAAAGAGAUAGCAUAAGCUAAUGAGGUAUAGCAUGACGGUAUAUGUACAAAAACAAAAUUGCGCAUCAAUUCACAAACCCCCUCCAGCCAAAGACACCAGGUCUAGCCCCCUGAAUAUUUAUCGAUACACAAAC